Molecule: messenger RNA, 2349 nt
Organism: Fusarium coffeatum
Lineage: Eukaryota; Fungi; Ascomycota; Sordariomycetes; Hypocreales; Nectriaceae
Exons: 5
Coding region: 1-2349 (782 amino acids)
Source: RefSeq, a predicted model, not a curated record
AUGCCGUCAUUUUCCAUGCCGCGGGGCUCAUGGCUGCUGCUGAUCGCAGUUUGCUUGAUUCUCCUUCCCGGCAAAGCUGAGGCUUUUGGUGCUGGAAAUAUCCCCUCAAUUGCUCAGGUCGAAGGACACAACUGGCGUCAUGGAGACAUUGAGGAUAUGCUCGAGACCAUCGCGUUUCUUCACGGGAAGAAAUGGACUUCUAUGCUGAUCAAACGUGUAUACUUCGGAAACUGGCUACGCGACUACUCCCAAGCCGUUGACGUUGGAAGUUUAAAGGGCGUCAAUGCCGAGACAAUCCGCAUUCUGGUUUGGGUCCUUUCUUUCAUGGCCCACGGCUACGCCACUGGUGAAUUCGAGGUCACUGCAGACAGACUCGGUGUCUAUCGCCCAGAAGAACAUAUCGACAACCCCCUCGGUUACGGAGAUGGAGUCGAUGCACGCACUUUCGACAAACGAUUGCGAGGUCCAGUCGAGCCGAUAGAAACCGAAAUAGACCCUCGGACAGGCAUGAAAAACUAUAUCGCGAACGAGAACGGUCACUGGGCAACAAGCGCAGCCUAUCUGCGAUAUAGUCUUGCUCGAAGCAUUCACUAUGGUCGACUUUACACAAGCGGCUCUAGUAAGGGUAACGAGGACGACCUUUGCGAAGCCUUGAGAUGCCUUGGACAGGCACUGCACACCUUGGAAGAUUUCAGUGCCCACAGCAACUACUGCGAGCUUGCCCUCCGUGAGCUUGGAUACCACUCCGUCUUCCCUCACUGUGGUUCACACACCGAGAUUCAUCUUCACGGCAAACGAGUAUACCCCCUUGUUACUGGUACUUUUGGAGCCGUUGAUUUCUUGCAUUCCGUUAUCGGAGAAGCCUCCGACCACUUCACUCAGUCUGAAGUCGACGAAGUUGACGUUGCCCUCAAGAACGCCGAGGGAGGUACUGCUAACCGCUCCAGUGGCGGUGGUGGCGGAUCCUCUCUUCUUGGAGGCUUCCUUGGAAUCAAGUCUACCCCUAGUGACUUUAUCGGUUUGGUGUCUAAACUGCCUGGUAUUGGUGAUGGAUUCGCCUCGCAGGCUCGAGACCUCAAGGCCAGCUCUGAAGCUCAAGAGCAGCGUAACAGAAGCUACCAACAAAGCCGAGGUGACCUGACUCGUGACAACGCAAACCAAGUCCCCGGUAUGAGCGCCGACUUCGACCCGGUUGAGACCGCCCGCAAAAUCUACCCUAUUCUCGAGUUCCGUGACAAGAUCGUCAAGGCUAUCAGCCGUGGUAUUGCCAAGGUACCUGGCCUGGAGAAGCUUCUCGAGAAGAUCAGUGAGACACUUACUGCUUUUAUUCUCGGCCUUCUUGCUCCCUUUAUCCGACCUAUCAUUCAGCAGGUGUCAAAGGUUCUCAAGGAUGGUUCGUCAAGUGUCAUCACUGCCAGUGCCAAGUCCCAGUAUGAGCCUUGGGAUAACCCUUCGUGCUCCGACCCCACCCACUCAAUGCUGUCCAAGGAUCACUUUACAAACAUCCUUAACUCAUGUGCCGGCCGCAUAGCUGCCACAAUCUUGCAAUACACUGUCCCUCGUGUCCUAUAUGCAUGGGAAAACACUGGUGUUUCUGUGGAUGAAGUUGUCAACGAUGUGCUCCGUGCAUUCCACCAUCCCGCUGCCCGUGACGACUCCAUCGAGAUUCACCGGGAUAUGUUCAAGACUAUGAAGAAUUGGGCCGACGAGCACCCUCGUCGCCACGAGCUUGCCCACCUUCUCUCUUCCGAGUCCGUCAGGAACCACAAGAACCACAUACUUAACCAAGUCCAAGGCUCCAACUCCCGUAGCAUUGGUGGCGGCGGUUGCAACCACGGUACAUUCGGGGAUAUGUCUAAUGCGGGACACGGCAAGGUUGCAGGUUCUUUGUGGUCGCAAGUCAAGACUCGCGAUCUUGAUUCUAUGGAGGGUAAAGAUGGCAACCCGGCUGCGGGAUACAUGUCGAACUCGCCUGCGCCACCUAGCCAGUCUUCAUUCGACUAUGGCAAGAACCCUUCCAGCUAUGCAGGAUCCAACUCUGGAUACUCGCAGCAAGGUGGUUACAACGCUCCUCCACCACAACCCUCAUACGGCGCCGGCUAUGGCGCACCUCCUCCCCAGUCUUACUACGGAGCUCCUCCCCCAGGGCAAUACGGAGCACCUCCUCCAGGACAGUAUGGAGCUCCCCAAUAUGGAGCACCUCCUCCUCAACAGUACGGAGGCCCAGGCUACGGCGCGCCUCCUGGCCAACAUCCUCCAUACGGUCAGCCGGGUUAUGGUGCACCUCCCCCUAAUCAACAGCCUCCUCCUGGCUGGGGACAGUACCCUGGCUCACGCCAUGGCUACUAG